AGCGAAGAAGAGCGCCAUCUCGUCAUUUCGCGUGAAGCGACUUGCACACUUUGCCGCGCCUCCCCCACAAAAGACUCCCGCUAUUAUCAAAGUGGAACUUCAUGGCUAGAUACAUGCGGCCUCCAAAUACGUCUUUGUUUGUCAAAAACAUCUCUGAAGAGUCCAGGCCUGAGGAUUUGCGCCGUGAAUUUGGCCGCUAUGGGCCGGUAUUAGAUGUCUACAUCCCACUUGACUUCUAUACACGUCAACCAAGAGGAUUUGCAUACAUUCAGUUUGAGGAUGUGCGCGACGCAGAGGAUGCUCUUCACAGCUUGGACAGGAAGUGGGUGUGCGGCCGCCAGAUCGAGAUCCAGUUUGCCCAGGGGGAUCGAAAGACGCCCAAUCAGAUGAAAACUAAGGAAAGGCACUCCCCAGGGAGGUCGUCUCGCUACGAUGACUACGAGCGCGACAGCCGACGCAGACGCUCACGCAGUCGCAGCUACGAGCGGUACAGGUCGCGCAGCCCGUCCUAUGACCGCCGCCGCAGACGCUCUGAGAGCCCUAGAGAAUCUCGUGGACGCCAGUAUGGACGAGGAGGAAGCAGGAGCCGGGAUGAGGAAAGGUCCAGGCAGAAACAUCAUAGAGAGUCCAAAGGAAGGUCUGCCUCAAGAUCCGAGUCCCCUCACGAGGGCGCCAAGCCAUCGUCCGCGUCAAAUUACGGAGUGGAAGAAGCCCGGCCCACCCGCUCUCCGUCACACUCCCGCUCUCGCUCCGUGUCGAGGUCACGCUCCCGCUCUCGCUCCUGGGCCGGACGCAAGUCGGGAGGACGCUAGGAAAGACGGGAGAAGGUUUGAGCUUUUUGUUCCUUUUGGAUGUCAAUCUGACAUCAAAUGGACACGUGAGAACAUUUUUGCCGGUCUUUUUUUUGUUUUUUUCUGAUGCUUUCUCCAACAUCCAUCUUUUUUAAUUAGACAGAUUUACUUUACAUGUGCUACGCGUCUGUUUUAUAAAAUUAAAUCCGCUCCCAUUUUUUUUUUAUAUUUAAGGACUUGCUUUUUUUUUUUUAAAGGGGUCCUUUCCUUCAAUUGCAACUAUUCACAUUUACUUGUAUGUUUAAAAAAUUGUACUCCAGUUGUACAUGAUGUGCGACUGUCAAAUCAUGAGGUUGUCAUGCCUCCUGUCAUUUUUGUCUCGGGAAUUUGCCCCACUUAAUUCCAAUAUCAUUUUAAAAGCCCCUGAAAUGAGCAGGAUAGGGCCCCUUUAAUAAGACCUACAGAAUAUACUAACUUGUUGGAGAGGACGUGACGUUAAUGUUUCCAGUAAUGCAUCUUCCAAAAAGCUUCUUUUUUUGUUUCCUGCCAUUUAAAGAUUUGUGUCACCACAGUGUGCCACAAACUGCCAUUUUCCUUCAAAGUAAACUUUUGCAUUAAAAGCUUGUUGUCAUCUUUUGAAAAA
Molecule: messenger RNA, 1434 nt
Organism: Nerophis ophidion (straightnose pipefish)
Lineage: Eukaryota; Metazoa; Chordata; Actinopteri; Syngnathiformes; Syngnathidae
Product: serine/arginine-rich splicing factor 10-like
Exons: 6
Coding region: 102-812 (236 amino acids)
Molecular function (GO): RNA binding
Source: RefSeq, a predicted model, not a curated record